CGAGAGAGAGAGAGAGAGAGAGAGAGAGAGAGGGAGGCCCCGGCAUCAGCGAUGGGGUUCUUGGGAGUGUACACGGCCGUCUACGACUAUCAUCCUCAGGCAGAGGGGGAGUUGGAGAUUCGUGAGGGCGAUUUGUUGUAUGUGCUGGAAAAGAGCAGCGAGGAUGAUUGGUGGAAGGCGAAGAAGAAGGCCGAGCGAGAGGAUGAGGACGAGCCGGAGGGUUUAGUGCCGAAUAACUAUGUGGAAGAGGCUCAACCGGUCCACAAGGCAAGAGCGCUCUACGACUAUACUCGCCAGACCGACGAAGAGGUGUCCUUUUCCGAAGACGCAGAGCUUGCGGUGUACGACAUCUCGGAUCCAGACUGGACGCUUGUUGGCUCGGGUGCGGACUUUGGGUUUGCGCCCUCGAAUUACAUCGAGAUCGUUGAAGGCGCGGCCACGGAUGCAGCCGAAUCUCCGAUUCCUUCCCCUGUUCCCGCGCUCCCAGAACGUCCGAGAGCAGUGCCCGUGCUGCAGCAGCAGCAGCAGCAGCAGGAGGAGGAGGAGGAGGAUGUGGAAGAGGCAGCAGAAGAUGAAUACGAGCAGUCGAAGCCGGCUUCCCCGGUCAGGGAAGCUGCUCAACGGAAUCCCGCAGCUGCGGCGAUAGCGAACAUCCUCCACCGGAGCCACCCUGAACCUUCCCAGGAUGUCGCUCUGCCUCCUCGGCCAGUUGUUCAGCACGUGUCUUAUGAACCGGAAGACGACUAUGACAGUCCUCGGUCCCCUCCCCUGCCCCAAAGGCCAAGCUCUCAGUUCUCGCCGCCCCCGCGCGAUCCGUCCCCUCCGGAGCCAUCUCCGCCCCCGCGCGCCAGCUUCCCGGAUUCCAGCCCUGGUGUCCGAGCAUCGCCCCCGGAUAAUCGCGUGGGAGAGCCUUCGCCGCGUUCCCCGGCCGGGUAUCAUCUGUACAACAUCAAUGAGAUGGUGGAGGCAAUGGGCAAGAGGAAGAAGAUGCCAACCACCCUGGGUAUCAAUAUUGCGACGGGUACCAUUUUCAUCUCUCCUGAAGGCGAUGAGCGCCAGCAGGAAUGGACGGCCGACAGACUCUCGCAUUACUCGAUUGAGGGGAAACAUGUCUUCCUGGACCUCGUUCGGCCAAGCAAGAGCGUCGACUUCCAUGCCGGCGCCAAGGACACCGCCAAGGAGAUCGUGGCCGCUCUCGGGGAGAUCGCCGGCAGCUAUCGGGCAGAAGGCCUGCGAGAAGUACUUGCAGCCGGAAAAGGCGGAGCUGGCCACAAGACGGGCCAGGUGCUGUACGACUUCAUGGCCCAAGGAGAUGACGAGGUGACCGUGGCCGUCGGUGAUGAGGUUGUCAUCAUCGACGAUACCAAGUCCGAGGAGUGGUGGAUGGUGCGCCGCAUGAUGAAUGGCAAGGAGGGCGUAGUACCCAGCAGCUACAUCGAGAUCACCGGCUUCCUUUCCACCCAGCCAUCGGGACUGGAUUCGGGACUGUCGAGCGUGAGGAAAAACCAGCUGGAAGAGGAACGCUUGACGAAGGAGGCAACCCACAAAUCUAAGCACGAUUCCAUGGAUUCGCGUGAUUCUUCACAGGUAGGACCCAUACAGAAGCUGCCCGAACGACGUAGUAGUUUGAUGGCCCAAGUCGGUAAUAACACCCCGAAGCAGCAUCGUCAUCGCAAGAACGAUAGCAAGUCGAACAAUAAGACCAAACCUGAUUCUUCCAAAACUAGACAGUGGACCGACCGCACCAAGUCAUUUACCGUCGAGGCUCAAUUCAUCGGCCUUCAAGAUGGCAAGAUUCAUCUCCACAAGGUGAACGGCGUCAAGAUUGCGGUGCCUAUUGAAAAGAUGUCGGUGGAGGAUCUGGAAUACGUGGAGAAGAUGACGGGCGUAUCUUUGGACGAAGAUAAGCCCCUGUCAGAUAUCCGCCGUCGCAGCCUCCAGGACCCGAGCAAGCUGAAAUCCCGUCAGUCUGGGCAGGCCGGCGCUUCGAUCGAGCAGCCGAAGCCGCCGGAGUACGAUUGGUUUGACUUCUUCCUCAAGGCUGGCGUGGGACCGCAUCAAUGCGAACGAUAUGCGCAGAAUUUCAUCAAGGACUGGAUGGACGAGAGCGUGCUCCCUGACAUUACCCCAGAGACGCUGCGGACCCUUGGUCUGAAAGAGGGCGAUAUUCUACGCGUGAUGCGCUACCUUGACAGCAUGUACAACCGAACGGGAGCCAAGUCCAAGCUUCGGAACGUCAGCUUCGGGGGAGAAGAGGUCAUCGGCAAUGGUGAAGAAGGGGGCCUUUUCUCCGGCCCCGGCGGAGCCCUUCGCAACAACACCCGCAAGGGCAGGCCGGCACCCAACACUCCGGCCAGUGAUACGGUCGAUGCCAAAGCGUUCGAUGAUAAGAAGGAUACAGCAUCCAAGCCUGAGCAGGAGACCUCCCCACCAGCGUCGGCCGCAUCCGAAAAGCCGGUCGAACGCGGAUUCGACGAUGAUGCCUGGGAAGUCAAAAAGCCCAAACAGUCUGUUCCUCCUGCCACGCAAGCUGCUGCUGCUGCCCCAACACCGUCGCCGCCUCCUCCGGCCGCCUCGCCGGCGACCACUCAACCGCUGCCCCCGACUGGUGCCAUGGCAGACCUGUCCCUUCUCCAAACGCCGUUGCAACCGACUCCAGCUCAACCGACCCCGGUGACGCAACCUGCGCCGGCUCCUGCUCUUCCAGUGCUUCAGCCGCAACUCACGGCUAUCCCGGCGCCUCAGCCUCAGCCACAGAUUCAGCAGCCUCAGCAGACAGGCGCCACGCCGGGCUUCUUCGCGCAGGUGGGCCAGGCCUCUCAGCCUCUACAGACUCUCGCACCUCAAUCGACGGGCUUCCAACCGACCAGACAGCGUCCGCUGCCUCCCAUGCAGACCAUCGGCCAGAACUCUCUGCUCCCACCCCCUCCCCAGCGGCCACUGUCGGCUCCGCAAAACUUUGUCCAGCAGAGCCCCUUUGCGCCGCCGCCUCUGCAGCCGCAGUUGACCGGGAUUCCCCAUACGAUGCCUCAGCUUGCUGCUCCAGGCCAAAGCUUAGGCGAGCUCAAUCAGCAACGCUUCCAGCCCAUGAUCCAGCCGCAGCCGACGGGCUUUAUGGGCCAGAAUCAAUUCCAGAACGGAGUAAUGCCGCAAAUCACCGGAUAUGGACAGCAGCCAGCCUUCCAGAGCCUUGCGCCUCAACCAACCGGCUUUGUACCCAGCUACCAGCAGCCGAUGCAGACGGGGAUCAACUCGGUUCUUCCUCCCGCUCUCCAGCCGCAGCCCACGGGGGUAAAUGGCAUGCACAGCUCCCCCUUCACUUCUAUCUCGCCGCCCCCGGUGCCCCCGAUCCCCCAGCAGCCGACUGCGGCGCCACUGCAGCCCCAGAAAACGGGCCCUGCACCCCCCGUCCGAUUCGGUGUCAAGAAUGAACCGCCCAAGAAGCUCGCACCGCAGCCCACAGGUCUCAGGGCGAACCUUGCGCAAGCCACGCCUACAAACCCCUUCGGCUUCUAAUCAAUGUACAAUUUUUUGCCUUCAAUUUGGCGUAUAUAAUUUCCAACCCGCUCACCAUGCACUUCCUCCUUCUUUCCAGACAUACAUUUUUGACCACCCCCCCCCC
Messenger RNA from Penicilliopsis zonata CBS 506.65, 3622 nucleotides. RefSeq lists its product as hypothetical. NCBI's taxonomy places the organism in Eukaryota, Fungi, Ascomycota, Eurotiomycetes, Eurotiales, Aspergillaceae. The record is from RefSeq and is a predicted model, not a curated record. The coding region runs from base 52 to 3516 and encodes 1154 amino acids. Gene Ontology annotation, molecular function: identical protein binding; ubiquitin binding; cytoskeletal protein binding. Gene Ontology annotation, cellular component: nucleus. Gene Ontology annotation, biological process: actin cortical patch assembly; regulation of actin filament polymerization. The transcript has 4 exons.